Messenger RNA from Teleopsis dalmanni, 4578 nucleotides. RefSeq lists its product as uncharacterized. Gene Ontology annotation, biological process: vesicle-mediated transport. The coding region runs from base 88 to 2742 and encodes 884 amino acids. The record is from RefSeq and is a predicted model, not a curated record. Lineage: Eukaryota; Metazoa; Arthropoda; Insecta; Diptera; Diopsidae. The transcript has 8 exons.
UUCACUGGCUUAGUACACAUAAACGUCUAUAACUCACAGAAUGUGUCAACCGAAUUCCAUAAAUUUCGAUAAAAAUUAAUUGCGAAAAUGUUUAAAAGUUUGCUUCAGAAUAAUUUUAAACGCUGGACUUCUUUUCAGCAUGAAGUUUUCUUAAGUACAAAUAAAAAUAAGGAGGAAAGAGAAACGAUGAUUGUGUUUGUUUAUGACACGGAGUGUCUGAAAGAGGAAGCAGACGAUCCCGUCAACGCUGUGCUUUACUUUCAUCCUAGUUGGGUAUCUGAUACACAGAAAGUGGCACUGUGUGGACAAUUAAUGGGCACAACAUAUUUCCUAAAGGAUUGCUUUUUCAAGCCUCGCAUUUUGUCCCUCCAGAACGGCAAAUUCGUUUUAAAGGAAUUUGGACGCUUCAUAUUGGCUGUUGGCACGGAUCGUAAUAUAUCAGAUUAUUUACUCGAGCAUCGUGCUGAUUUACUUUCAGCUUUGGUGAAGUUCUUUCAUUGUGAUUUGCAAACAAUUUUUGAUCAAUUUUCAACACAAGGACAGUACAAGAAUUUAUCCGACAAAUUAUAUCAUAUAUUCGAGACAUAUCUGCCUGUUUUACAAUACAAUGGAAAUAUUUUUCAAAAUAUACCUAAGCUACGCAUGCCAAAGACCGCUAGCAAUAUAUUUUUGGAUGCUAUACAAACCCUGCAAUGUUGUCAACAAACUAAAGGCAUUCUUGGUGGUUCCAUACUGUAUCAUAACAAAGUCGUUGCUACUCAACUAACCGAUGUUAUUACCAAACAUAUAGUGUUGGCGAAUCCCUUACAUAUUAGGACACCCGCUGAGCAAAUCGUCAUAACCGAUUUCCAUAUACCGAAUGGCGUACAAAUGAUUGUUGUUUACGUCGAUAUAGUUGAGUAUAGAAAAUUGUCGGCUGAUGCACAACGUGCCCAAAAUUUACAAACUACACAACUCGGUGCUCUACCGUUUCAAUAUGCUAAACGUAAAAUAAAACGUGAUAAAUCCUUAAUAUUUACAAAUAUACCAGAAGAAGGUACCGGAAGUGUUAGUACUGAAGCUAGUAUCAGUGAACAAACAACGCAACCAAUGCGUCCAAAAACGUUAAUGGCACGACCAACACAUCUGCCACUGCGUUUAAAGAACUUAAAUGCUAAAGAAUUACCUGAAUCAGGUAUAUCCUCAAUAAACUUUGAUGAAACCGAUUCAUAUCCAGAAUUUAUUGGACGUACCAGUGUGUGCUCGACACCAUUGGCUGAAAAUAAAGUUUUGCAAGUCGGCAAUAUAAUGUCUAUUUGUGCUAAUCCAGAAGAUGAAAACAAUUCGAAUAAAGUGAAUUCGAAGUAUAAUAAUCGACGUAACUCGCUUAAAAUCGAUUUGGAAAGAUUAUUUCAAAAUUUUAUCACCAAUCCCAAUAAGCAUAUGGAGCGACGAAAUUCUUUCACCGACUUACACGAUUCUUUAAAGAAAAUAUCUAAAAAAUUAUCACUUAAACAAUUCUCGAAUGGCAUAAAGACUGACGUUAAUCGUAACGGAAAUAUAGUUACCGAUAUCGAAACUCCAGAUUAUAUUGAAAAUGACGAUGAGCAGAACUCGGAUAAUUCCGAUGAAAAUAAUCGUACUUCUCGUACAAUUACAGAUCCCACCAAUCCUGUUUUUAAUGCAAACGGACAACCUAUAUCACGUAGUUUGUUUCAGGAGUUUCUCGAAAAGUACUAUAAGCUAUGGGAUGCAACAGAUGAAAAUAAAAAGGAUGCCGAAAUAGCGCAACUUAUUGAGGAAUUUAAAGAAUUCGACAAUGAAUUAAAGAAACUUGAUGAAUCAUUGCGGCAUGAAGCGACAGCAACAGCAAAUUUUAAAGCAGAUCGUAAUUUGAAUAUACAAGAAUUCACUGUAGAACAGAAACCAAAAACACCAAUGGAUAAGAAAGCACUUAGUUUACCGCUUAAGCCAUUGUCUGAUGCUACACCAUCAAAGGAUAAUAUACCUACUUUUGGCAAUACUCGAAAACAGUCUGGUGGGGUACCAUUAACGCCGCUUAUGGCAAAACUUUCCGUUUUAGCUAUAAAUGAAGAAAGGCCAAAUUGGGAUAACACACCGGCUGGCGCCAUUGAAAUUCAAACACCUUCUUACACUACAGCUACGAAAGGAUUUCCGCGACGCAGUUCCUUAAAAUGUGAUGAUGCCGUUGAUGCUUUAGCUACUUUACCUUUGCAAACGAAAAAUUGUACCGAAGGCGUACAACGCUUGGAGCUGUAUAUAUGUGGACAACAGAAUAUGACAUUGAUUUUAUUAAUGGAGGAAGGUGUGUCCCGGCAAAAACAAACCGUGCAAAAAAUGUUUGAUAUUUGUGUUGCAAAAUUCCCUCAUAUGGAAUCACAUUUAAAUCAGACAUUAAAUGUAAAUGUGGAGGGUGAUAAACGUGACGGCGCUUAUAGUUUUAUGUGUGUAGAUUCCAGUUGGGAUGCACUGGAACGUAAUGGUCCUUGGAGUCCCGUAGAACUUAACACCCUUGAGUGUUUGCAUCGUGACUUCAAAAGUACUGGUAAUGAGCUGACUGAUAUAAUCUUAAGAUCUCAUGAAACUGUUUUUUAUGGUUAUAAAUCUGGACGCACUGAAGUCUUUUACAAAGAACCGGUGCAUACAAUAACUGGCAUACCACCUCCUUCUGAUCCUAUGGGAAAAAUUUCUCUACGUGCUAAAAAACGUUUAGAACGUGAUCAUUCCUAUGUACUAUUCUAGAUAAGAAAUGGAUAGUUUAAAAAAGAAUUAAACUUAAAAAGGUAAAAUACUCAACGUAAAAUAGGAAUAUUAACAUACUAUAACCACCCAAAAUUAUUGUAUAAAAUAUUAUGAAGUGUUAUUGUGACACAUUGCCAAUAUGAAAAUAUUAUAAUGUUAGUAACAUUUUUUAUUUUUAUAUGUAAAAUACAAAAGCCGAAUUUUUUGUUUUUUACACCGAAAUCCGGGGAAUCGUUUUUCUGUGCUUCUUCAUAAAACUUGUCUUACUUUCUGUAUGGAACAUUUUAAUUACAGACAGCUCUAUUAAAUGUCUAUUGCCCGACAGCUCUAUUAACAGCUCAAUUAGAUAGUUAAUUAUAGUAGAUAAUAAACUUAAUAAUAAAACCAAUCAAAGAUGGUCUUAUUGGUAGGAGUCGAGUUACCAUAUCUACCAGUAUUGUUGUUUGCUAAAUAAAACAACUCGAUUGUUUAAAUGUAAAUCAUUUUAUUAUUAGAAAUUAUUAUUAAAAAUAUGUUUAUAACAACUCACGCCACUUAACAGUUUCUCUAAAUUUAAAAUUCACAAGUACCAAUAAUUUAAAGGUCCCUGAGUUGUUCAUGCCAUUUAACUGUUUCUCCAAAUUUAUAGAAACAUUUUACAAUUCUUGCUUACAGACAUGUACAGGGGCGGAUUUAUACGAUUAUGUUACUUAUCUUAGAUAUCAAAGAGCCAUGAAGUAGCAAUUGCUUCAUUAAACCGCAUUUUUAAAAAUACUCCAUAAUUUUAAGAAUAUAUAAAAUUAUAAAACUGCUGCUCAAGCACUCAAAAACUGCUUGACAAAUAGGUUCCCGACUACACAAAAAUCAGUUGUGUCUCAAUAGAAAAACAUUAGCAACAUUAAAAUGCUAGAGUAUCGCUACCUUGUACAGGUUAGAAAACAAAAAUAGAAAAAUAUUAUCUGUCUCAGACUUAUACAAAAACCAUUGUUGGUCAUUGGAGUCUAAAUGGUAGAUUAGUUACGGCGACCUAUGACCUAAAUGUAGUGAAGACACCCUGUCUACGUCUCCACCCGGGAUUGUCAUAUUAAAAUCCUACUUAUACAUUAUCCGCUCUUGAUCCCUACAAUUACAUUUUCUUUACGUAUUUUCUAUACUCAACCAUAUCGUAACCUAUGUCUUUGUAUUUGUAAUUCUUUUCAUAGAAUCUACUAGAUAGAUCCUCAUGGGCUACAACAAAAACAUCUAUAAUAUGAAAGAGAAAAUACUCUUAAAAGUGAACCGCUGCAUUAUGUUGAUAUGUACUUGUCUUUAAAUUAAAUCAAUUUACCAAUUGUAAACAAUGGAUGUUCCUUAAUUUGAUCCUUUAAUCAAAGAUUAAUGUCUGUAUUUUUAAUAUUAUUAGUCUUAAGCUUAAUAAUAAUAAUAAUAAUAAUAAUAAUAAUAAUAAUAAUAACGUGAAAAUUGCCCAACAGCCGGUACUGCGGCCAGAAGAGUCCUAUUGUACCAGUUUUUUUACUCUUAAGCUUUCUUUGAAAGCUACUGUUGUAAUAUCUCAACCUUUAUUUUGAUAUUAAAAAGUUAAUUUAUUUUAUUUCUGAAGCUUUUAGAAGUACCUUUUUGGAACUAUAAAGUUUUGAAACAGAUACAGAGAGGAUAAGUUAUUGCGGCAGCCUUGUAUUCAAAGCCAACUUGAGCUCAAAGAAUGGCUCGUUGUGACAAAUCAGAGAAGAAGCUUUAAAAAUUCAUUGACGCCCGGUGUUUUUAUUUUUCCUAUUUCUCACUUUAGGCAAUAUUUAGCUAUUCAUGGAGCUAUUGUUUAUAUAAAAUUUAUAUAAAAUUUAUAAAUUUUAUCUAACA